AUGACCUCUUCCAGCUGGAUCGGCGAGAGAAUUCCAGUCUUGUUACGUCCAUCGGUAUUGCUACUGCUGUCAAUAUGGCAUCACUUCAUAACCAUACUUGAAGUCGUCUUUGUGGAGCGCCGCCCGUUCGCAGUCUUCAACUUGAGCCAGAUUCGAGGAAAGGCUUUUGCUCGUCUUUGGAAGCACAAUGGCAAAGCCAUGUCCGCUGAACUGCCUGGACCAACCUUUUCUCUGCUUGAAAAAUGUCAGGGCGUAGUUCUCGACAUCGGCCCUGGAUCUGGCGAGAUGCUAAAACGUUUUACCCCCGAGAACAUCACUGCCCUGUAUGGCAUCGAGCCCGUUGAGGAACUUCAUCCUCAACUAUUACAGAACGCAGAGGCAGUCGGAUUCGGGGACAAGUUUCAUGCGCUGCUCUGCGGUGGUGAACCCGAGAGUCUCAUUCCUGCUCUUCACAAGAGCGGCAUCAUGAGCGAGAGUGGCAAAGAUGGCAUGGCUUCCGAUGGCCUCUUUGACGAAAUUUGUUGUAUUCGUGUAAUGUGUGGUGUCCCGCAUCUUCAGCAGACUAUCAAGAAUCUCUACACCCUUCUCAAGCCCGGCGGCCGCAUGGUCGUCUGCGAACACGUGGUCAAUCCGUGGAGGACUGAAGGCCGUCUCCUGGCCCGGCUUGCUCAGGUCGUCUACACGGUUCUCGGCUGGCCCUUUUUCCUGGGAGGCUGCGAGUUGCAGAGGAAGACGCACGAUGCCCUGAGAGAUGCCGGCGAGUGGGAUCGAUUUGACUUGAAAUAUUACCAGAAACAAGACGCUAUUCCGUUUAUCGUUGGCGAGUUGAUCAAGAAGGGGGAUACGAUGGACAAAUCGUAUGCAGAGGCUGUCAAAGAAUGA
Plenodomus lingam JN3 is the source of this 882-nucleotide messenger RNA. RefSeq lists its product as uncharacterized. The record is from RefSeq and is a predicted model, not a curated record. NCBI's taxonomy places the organism in Eukaryota, Fungi, Ascomycota, Dothideomycetes, Pleosporales, Leptosphaeriaceae.